AUGCUCUCAACCCCUACCCCACCACCCAGCGCCACAAUCCUCUACCCAAAAGAAAUCAUUGACCUCAAAUGCUUCUACGGCUGGCAGAUGGUGGUCAGGGAGCACACGAAGCGUGUGCUACGUGGGAAUCUUGCAGCGGCCAUAAGGCUCGAGCGCAAGUGGGCGGAUCACAUGAUGGCGAACGAGGAAGCGGGCGUGGCUGCUGCGCGCAGGAGGAGGCGGAGAGCAAGGGACGUGGAACGCAUGUUUGAUGAGGAUGAGGGGGAUGAGAGUGCGUAUGGGCCGGCCGGUCUGGUCCCGUUGGGAGGCCGGCGGAGGGCGAGGAGUGGGGGUUGUGUAGUUAUGUGA
Messenger RNA from Histoplasma mississippiense, 348 nucleotides. RefSeq lists its product with no specific name. NCBI's taxonomy places the organism in Eukaryota, Fungi, Ascomycota, Eurotiomycetes, Onygenales, Ajellomycetaceae. The coding region runs from base 1 to 348 and encodes 115 amino acids. The record is from RefSeq and is a predicted model, not a curated record. The transcript has a single exon.